AUGACGCAAGGAAAGAAUAAACUGUGGUUGAGUCUGAUGCUCUUUCUCUUCUCCUUUCCUUCCAACGAGGCUCAGACAGUGGACAUGCCUCCAAGUGCCACCGCUACCCAGGUACCGAUCCUCUUCCUUCAGGAGUCCGGCAUUCCUUCUUCAGAGAGCUUUGCCCACUUGGUGACGCCCUUCCCGAAACUCUUCAGCUUCAGCGUGUGUUACCGCCUCCGUCUGGCAAGGUUUCGUGAGGAGUCAACACUCAUGUCGUACGCGCUGUCAGAUGAUCUUGAUAACGUAAUACGAAUGGACCAUCGUAUGACGGGGUACAAGGUCUCGCUACACAGCAAGUGGGCACUAACCAAGCUCACGACGCCGCUGCGCUCUUGGGCCCACUUCUGCUUCACCUACGACCUCGGAACGGGCGAGUGGCGCAUCUACCUCAACGGGGAGCGCCGACAGGAACAGGACAGUCUCGCCGGGGGCUUCCACCGCGACCAAAGUUUCAGCGGAGAGAUCACCGAACUCAACUUCUGGGGACGUGUUCUCGACGACAAGACCAUCACGCAGAUCUGGUUCUUCCUUGAGCUUGGUUUUCUAGAUCUGAUGCUCACUUAA
Molecule: messenger RNA, 606 nt
Organism: Penaeus chinensis
Lineage: Eukaryota; Metazoa; Arthropoda; Malacostraca; Decapoda; Penaeidae
Product: neuronal pentraxin-2-like
Exons: 5
Coding region: 1-606 (201 amino acids)
Source: RefSeq, a predicted model, not a curated record